CUAUUGCACAAUACCCAACUUCUGUUGUUAAGGCUCCAAAAAACCCGACUUCUCCACGUGAAAGUUCUUAGUUCUUAGUUCUGCGUUAAAGUUAGAAGCGCUAAUCUUGUGUUUGAACCAACACGCUGCAUUGGAAGCAGACCCGAUGGGGAUGGCACUGGAAGCAAAGCGUCUCAUUGCUUCCACUGUUAUGGACGAGGAUAUGGUUAGCUAAUAUAGCACCUUUGGGCGGUGGUAUAGAUAAAGCAACUUAGGACAGGACUCUGCUAAUUACUGCGUUGUACUUAUAUGGUCAACUGAUAACUUUAUCCAUCGUAAUAAAUAUAGUAAGGGCCGUACCUUCAGAAGGACACGCAUAUAAGACUCUGCAUGUCGCUGAAUAGAAAUAUGUAAGGGAAGAAUGUUUUGUUCCCAUAAAAGAAUGUUGGGGAAAAGAGCCCGAGAUGAAAAUGAUUACAGAGUCUUCCCACUCUCGAGACAACUCACUGGCGCUAAUGAUAUUGGAGCAGGGUCUUCCCACUCUCAAGAAGAAGGGCACGUUGCUUUUCAUGGCGGAAAAGACGGAGCUUCUCAAGUAGAGGAGUUUCACAAGAACAAGCGUCAGAUGAACAUCAUACUCGAUGCGCAACUUCAUCAUCACCUGAGCCAAUUGACAGCGGAUGAUAUCACCCAUCUUGCCGCAACGCGGAAUACAAGCAGUGCCAAGACUAAUGGUAAAGGUUGGAAGUUGAC
Amoebophrya sp. A25 is the source of this 732-nucleotide messenger RNA. Lineage: Eukaryota; Dinophyceae; Syndiniales; Amoebophryaceae. The record is from the annotation of a GenBank genome assembly.